This is a messenger RNA of Triplophysa dalaica, 8443 nucleotides long. RefSeq names its product DENN/MADD domain containing 4C (gene dennd4c). Bases 259 to 6036 code for a protein of 1925 amino acids. The record is from RefSeq and is a predicted model, not a curated record. Gene Ontology annotation, cellular component: cytoplasmic vesicle. NCBI's taxonomy places the organism in Eukaryota, Metazoa, Chordata, Actinopteri, Cypriniformes, Nemacheilidae. The transcript is spliced from 34 exons. Gene Ontology annotation, biological process: regulation of Rab protein signal transduction. Gene Ontology annotation, molecular function: protein binding.
GAAUCGGUCAUGGGCGGGUCCAUCCGCCUCUAGGAGACAGAGCCAGAAACCCGAGCGCACCAGACUGAGUAACAACACAAACAUGGCGCCUGCUCGCUCCCGUACACACUAGAGCUGGACGGCAACAAAGUUUCCAGCGGCGAACGUAGUGCGCGCAUCGGACGUGCGUUUGAUUCUCGCUCGACGCGGGCUGACCUGCAACUUGCCUACAUGUCAACGCGUUUCCUGUAGAGGUCGGAACAACUGGCCCGCCCAGCCAUGAUUGAGGAUAAGAGUCACCGUGUGACGGACUACUUCGUUGUGGCCGGCCUGACGGACAAAUCCACACCUCUAGAGCAGGAUCUGUCCGAAGCCAAGUCCAGUGGGCCCAAGGCUCCCAUCACAGACCUAGCCAUCAUCAACAAGUCAGUGGGAGAAACCGUGCCCGAGGGCUUCACCUGUAUCGAGAGCACUCACACCGGCCAGCCUGCCAAUCUCAACCAUGGCAGCCUCAAGAGCCCUGAACUCUUCCUGUGUUACAAAAGGUGUCGCGGGAAGCCUCCGUUGAUUGACAUCGGAGUGCUGUAUGAGGGUAAAGAGCGUCUCAUUCAGGGUUGCGAGGUCAUCCAGGCCACACCGUUCGGCCGCUGCGCAAACGUCAACAACAGCUCGGCCGCUUCCCACCGGAUAUUCAUCACGAUCCGUCGAGCGCCGCCCGUCCAGCCUCAGAACUCACUGGCUGUCACAGACAUCUGCGUCAUCAUCACAAACAAGGGCGAAACUCCACCUCACACCUUCUGCAAGGUGGACAAGAACCUCAACUGUGGCAUGUGGGGAUCAAGUGUGUUUCUGUGCUACAAGAAGUCAGUCUCCGCCUCUAACUCCAUCGCCUAUAAGGCCGGUUUGAUAUUCCGCUAUCCAGAAGAAGACUAUGAGUCGUUUUCCCUCUCGGAAUCCGUGCCCCUCUUCUGUCUUCCUAUGGGGGCCAAAAUUGAGUGCUGGGCCCCUAACACACGUUACCCUUUACCUGUCUUCUCCACGUUUGUUUUGACCAACUCCAAUGGAGAGAAGGUUUAUGGAGCUGGGAUACAGUUCUAUGAGCCCUAUCCUGUGGAGGGUCUCAUUGAGAAACAGAAGAUCCAGCUGGGUCUGCUCACCGCUGUGGAGAAGAAGGUCAUACCCAACCUCACAGUCAACACCAACAAGUGCAUCUGCCUGCUGUCCCGUUGGCCUUUCUUCGAGUCUUUCAAAAAGUUCCUCAUGUUCCUGUACAAGCUUUCUGCCAAUGGAGUCAACCCACUGCCUAUUGAGAAACACAUAUCUCAUUUCAUGCACAACGUCUCCUUCCCGUCCCCUCAGAGACCCAGAAUACUGGUGCAGCUCUCAGCACAUGACACCCUAAUCCUGUCCCAGCCUGUCUGUACACCUUUGCCACUAAGCGGUGCGGAUUACAGCACUCUGCUCAUGAAUCUAGGACCAGAGAACUGUGCCACACUGCUGCACUUUGUGCUUCUGGAGAACAAGAUUCUGCUACACUCGCUCAGACCAGCCGUACUCACCGGAGUGGCUGAGGCCGUUGUGGCGAUGAUCUUUCCGUUCCAGUGGCAGUGUCCGUACAUCCCCCUGUGUCCUCUCUCUCUGGCGGGGGUCCUGAACGCACCGUGUCCAUUUAUCGUGGGUGUGGACUCCAGAUACUUUGACCUCUAUGAUCCCCCGAAUGACGUCGUCUGUGUGGACUUGGACACCAACACUAUAUACUUGUCUGAUGAGAAACGACACGGUAACUGGAAGAAUCUUCCAAAGAAGCCAUGCAAGAGUCUCAUCAGCUCUCUGGGGAACCUGCACCAACAACUUGCCACUGUUCGACGGGCGACGCUAGAAGUCUCGGCGGUGGAGAUGACCCCCAUCGAGGCGGACUUCACCUGGCAUAAGAAAAAAAACGAACUCGAGAUGGAGAUCCAGGAAGCGUUCCUGCGCUUCAUGGCCAUCAUACUAAAAGGCUACCGAAGCUACCUCAAACCCAUCACACAGGCACCUUCUGAGAAAGCAACCGCUGCAGACUCGCUCUACGACCUGCAAGGAUUCCUGAAGAGUAGAGACCGCGCUCACCAGAAAUUCUACUCUCAACUCACCAAGACUCAGAUCUUCAUCCGCUUCAUCGAGGAAUGCACAUUUGUCAGCGACAAAGACACCGGUCUGGCCUUCUUCGACGACUGCAUUGAAAAGCUUUUCCCUUCCGACAAAGGAGCGGACAAGGGCACAAAGGUGGAAGGUGAGUCUGCUGAGGACACUAGAUUGAUGGAACUGGAUGAGUCACAGAAAAGCGAGCAUACAGUCUUCGUCAUGCCACCCGAACCUCCUCUGGAGGACGGGCCAGACCCUCCUCCAAAAUACAGUUAUAAGACAUUCCCACGUUUACGGUUGGAGCUGUUUGACCGUCCUCGAGAGCUGAAGCCAGCGUUGAGCACCAGAACCGCAGGAGCAAGUGUGUCUAGUAGCCCCGCCCUGCUGGCCAAGAGAACCAAACAGGAAAUCAAAAUGGCCUACAAGUUGGCAAAGCGUUUCUACUCCAAUCCAUCCCAGUGGGCAAAGUGUCUGUUCAGUCACUGCUACAGUCUGUGGUUCAUCUGUCUUCCUGCUGGCAUGCGCUCGGCCCAAUCCAAACCCCGCGCCAUGCAACAGGCUUUCAACGUCCUGCUCAAGAUGAGGAGCUCUGAGGUGGAGGUACUGGAUGAGGUGUGUUAUCGCGUGGUGAUGCAGUUGUGCGGUCUGUGGGAAAUGCCCGUCAUGGCUGUGCGUGUGUUAAUGGAGAUGAAGAAGGCUGGAGUUCAACCCAACGCAAUUACUUAUGGAUACUACAACAAGGCUGUUCUGGAAAGUCCUUGGCCGAGUCGCAACCGCAGCGGACAGUUUAUGUGGACCAAAAUGCGUAAUCUGGUGCGAGGAGUGGUGCAGUUUAAACAGGCCCUGCAUGGGACGGCCCUUCAUAAAGGACCUUCUCUGUUAACCCCAGAUGCAUCAGCAGGUACAGCAGCAGGUGCUGAUGGAGACAGACUCAGUCACUGCAGUGCCGACAGUUCCAAUGAGACUGAACAGAAGCUCGUCGCUCGCGGUCUUCUCAUUGAGAAAAUUACUGACAUUCUCUACAGUACAGGAGGUCAGUCUGAUCAGGGUUAUGGAUCUAAGGACGACCUGCCCCAGGACCCCACAGAUCCAUCUAUAAUCUCUCCUGCCCUGUCUGGUGACUUAACUAACAGCAACAAAGCUGCGAAGACCCAACAGGAUGGUGAUGAUUUGGCUAGUUCUUUGGAUAGUGUUGUGGCUGUGACCGAGCCCCCCAGCCCUGCUGACAUGGCGCCCCCUGUUGCCAGCAUUGUGAAACUUUCCACUGGAAGCUUGGACAGCAACGCAGGCAGAGAAACUGGUAAGCUCUUCAUGCCGCGUAUAAAGAGUGAAGACUUGACCAUGUCUGUGGAGACGGAUUCUGCAAACCUGGACUCUGUAAAGCAGCCCACAAAGCACCAGAGAGUAAAAGCCUUCGCCGAGCGCAGCUGCAGUUUCAGCGCCGAGAAUAAAGCCGGCAUGCUGCAAAAGAAAGGCAGUCUGGAGCUAAGCGUAGACAAUAUGGGUGCUGACGCAAAAAUCCUCGCCGCCGCGUUCCCUGGAAGUCUGACCCCUCCACCUUCUGCCACUACUCCUACGUUUAAGGAGUUUAAGUUGGACCCUAUACCGUGCCCUUCUCUCCAGGAGGAAGAACACGAAAAUAGGAAGGAGAGCGCUCCUGAAACACUGAGUUCAGAGAUACUUGAGGAGAAUAAUGACGCGACGCCUGAGGGAGUUGAGCGGAGCUUAAGCAGUGGCUCCGCCUCCUCUAAAGUCAUAGAGAGGGCGGAUGUCGAGGCGGGGGCGGACCCUCUCUCUCUCUUCGCCUCGGAAACUGAGGACGCGGCAUCUAUUCACAGCCAGGAGUCCACACGGGCCUUUCCGACUGUGGUGUCGAGGAAUCUCGCCAACGAGAUCGAGAUGUACAUGAGUCUCAAAAGCCCAAUGGGAGCCAAAUCCCCCAGCAUGGAGUUGCAACCAGAGGCCAACCGUGAUCCCAGCAGUCCGGAUUCUCCAGCGGUUAAAUCUUUGGAAAGGCGAUCGAGCCUUCCGGCUGGUCAAGUCAAAGCACCCACCGUCAUGGAGAAUCCCAAACGUAGCCCCGCCGUCACACGCUCGAAGACCUUCGCUAUCAAGUCAGGCAAGAUGCCAGGCUCUGGAGGUCAAAGGUCAGCAUCACUGACAGCUCUUGUGAAGUCUUCACCCAGCGCCUCGUUGGGUUCUAUGAUGAACAGUAUAUCGGGCAUCAAGAUGGACAACUUGCUGUCGGGUCCUAAAGUGGACCUGCUGAAGUCAAGCAUGAAGCAGGCGGCUAAUGUGGCCAGUAAGAUGUGGGACGCCGUGGCCUCUGCGUACUCGUACUCUGAUGAUGAGGAGGAGAACUCUCAGCCCAGAGACAGUUUCCCUGCUCGACUAGAAGAGCAGCUGUUGUCUGGAGAUGUGAGUGCAGACGGUUCUUUACCCAGAGGUCUGAUGCCCAGUCUGGCGUCAAACGGACUCACACGCAGUAACACAAGUCUGGGCAGCAGCAGCGGGAGCAGUGACGCCGGCCGUGUACACCAGCCAUCAUUUUUGACUCCUGGCCGAUCAAUGAGGAGCGGAGACUCGGAGAGGUCUGAACAUAGUUCCUCUCAUCAUGCCAGCACCUCCAGCAUUUACCAGAACUGUGCUUUAGAGGUUCUGAUGUCCAGCUGCUCUCAGUGCCGCUCCUGUGAAGCUCUGGUGUACGAUGAGGAGAUCAUGGCAGGUUGGACGGCAGACGACUCCAAUCUGAACUCCACUUGUCCGUUCUGUCAAAUCUCUUUUCUCCCUCUGCUCCACGUGGAGUUUCACGACCUGCGUGUCACGCCGGGCUUCUACUUGAAGAUCAGCUCAUCAGGAGACAGUAUUCACAGCUCCAGCACACAGCCGAUCACUUCUGGAUCCUCCGAGGUUAAAGUCAGCAGUCCUAGUGACCCUUCUGAGCUCACGAGUUUCCCAGAAUCCCCUGAGGACAGAGAGGGUCCUAUGGAGAUGCCCAUCUCUCAAAUUGGAACUCCGAAGAUCCUCGUACCGGAGCCGGUAAAUUCAGACCCGCUGGGUCUAAUGGAAAGACAAGACAAGCGUACCACCUCUUUAACCCGGAGUAACAGUGUGGGCGGCCCGCUGCAGAGUCUGACUCUGGACUCAACUCAGCGACCCAAUCACGGCAUUUCAACUAUCAGCCUGCCAAACAGUCUGCUGGAGGUGGCGGACACACUUGGUCAGAAACGGUCCAACCCAAAACCUGUUUCGGUGCCGUAUCUCAGUCCGCUGGUCCUGCGUAAAGAGCUGGAGUCACUGUUAGAGAACGAGGGUGAUCAGGUAAUCUAUACCCAGAAGUUCCUCAGUCAGCAUCCCAUCAUUUUCUGGAAUCUGGUGUGGUAUUUCCGUCGUCUGGAUCUACCCAGCAUUCUGCCAGGACUCAUCCUGACCUCUGAGCACUGCAACAAUGGAGUUCAGCUGCCGCAGACGUCUCUGUCUCAGGACAGUAAGCAGGUUUAUGUUCAGCUGCUGUGGGACAAUGUGAACUUACAUCAGGAGCCCACGGAGCCUCUCUAUCAGCUCUGGAGGACCUUCUUGCAACGAAGGGGAACCUUAGCCCCUACUGACCACCAGGAGACACGAACUCUGCUGAAUAGCAUUGUUCGUAGCAUCCAGACGAAUGACAUUUACGGCCCCAUCAACCUACUCCUCAGGGAGAUCAAGAAUCGGCCAGAUAUUAAACGACAGAGGAGUAUCUACAGGGAGAUUUUGUUUCUGUCCGUUGUUGCCUUGGGAAAGGAGAACAUUGACAUUGAGGCCUUUGACCGCGAGUACCGUCUUGCAUACGAUGAGCUGAGCCCAGAGCAACUCAAAGCUCUGUCCGCCAUCGACAGACCACCCAACAACAACAUGAAGUGGUGUCUGAAAUGCUUCGGAGCUCCAUUUAUCUGAUCUCAUCUCCAGGAGUACGAGUUAGAGAACAGUUAUUCCUUUUGUUUGCACCGUCACCCAAAAAUGGUACUUUUUGCUCAGCUAGCCGAAUAAAAAUGCAUUGGCUCCUUUACUCUGAGAGUGUCAUGGCGCCAGCUGUACAGUGAGUCGACGCAGCAUUUUCUUCAGAUGUCGAAGACUGCCUCUUGUUUGCGAGCCCUUUCCAGACUGCAGCGGAUGAACUCUAUGGAGGGCAGAUGAAUUUUCUCACUGUAAGACUUGUAAAGUUGCUCUACGUUUCUUACUUGCAGACCUGUGGAGGGAGUCUUGUAGAUAUGGAGAGACUGCGGUCUUACGCGACGUGCACUUUCGGAAAUGGUUGCUUUAUCAUUCUUCAAUGUUGUGUUGUGUUUUUAUAUAUAUAUUUUUCUAUAUUGGGAUAUUUGAACUCUGUUGCCUUUCUCAAAGUGAGGGAUCUUUGUUUAAAUGUCUGUGGAGUCUUAAACAUCAGGCCUGUUAAGGUUAAAGAGAGAAGUUCAUCUAAAAACAAAAAUGAUUUUAUUGUUUAUUCAUCCACAUGUCACUCCAAACCUGUAUGACUUUCUUAUGCGGAACACAAAGGAAGAUAUUUCGAAGAAUGUUGGUAACCAAACAUAAAACCACUAACACAUUUCUCAGAAUAUCUUCUUUUCUGUUCUGCAGAUGAAAGAGUCAUUUACAGAUUUAAUGAGACGUGAGUUUGAAUAAAAGCUGACCAAAUUUUUUUGGGGGGUAAACUGUCCCUUUAACGUGGGUCUUGAACGUCACAGUGUGAGGCGUGAGGAUUGCGUGUGAAUGUGCGUAUUUGCUAGAUCACCUUAAAAUGAAAUACUGUGACAGGAGACAAUCAGAUUAUUUCCAGAACAUUCCAGAAUGCAUCUAAUGUCUUAAAAAGAGGUUAAAUAAGUAUGAAUGAUGAUAUAGUGAUGAACAAUUGAGUGUUAAAAUACAUCCUUCGGAUCAAAAUGUUGGUAUUAGGCAAAAAAUUAUGAAAUACAAUUGAGGUGUGAAUUACGUCCUGGAGAAUCUGUUCAUACACACUCUUCAUCUUAAAUAUACAUGCUUGUGACAUUAUUUAAACGCACACGACUCUUGAACGUCAAUAAGGAAACGUCCAUAGAACCCCACAGGAUCAAGAAUGUGUCUCAACUUUUUUAACUUGCUUUUUAAUCGGGUAGAUGACUUUAGUCUUAGUACUAGUGUCCAUUAAUUGUCUGAGCCGAAAACUCUUAAACUCCACUUUCCAGUCCUGUUGUACAAGCAAAUCCAAAGGAUGUAUAAACCUUCCGGUGGCUGUCAUUAGUAAACAAAUCUCUAAAUAAAUCAAAAGAGUUAUCGUGUCUUAUCAAGUCUCGAGGUAGGAUAUGUAAAAUCAAGAUUUAUUUACUACUAAUAAAUUAACUUGAUGGAGUGCAAUUGGUCUCCCUUUAAUUUAUUUAUUUUAAUUCGUAGGCUUCCAUUUUGUUUUGUGGAAAAUGUCUUUGAUAGCUAUAGUAACGAUUUUGUGGAAUCGGAUAAGAUUCGGUGAACAUUUAUGUAACAUUAAUAUACGCUUUAAGUCCGCAAAUGUUGCGAUGCACAAUGGCUGAUUUUUCAUCGCUGCCCUAUUUCAAUUCCUUAGAAAAAUAUGUCACAACAUAAUAUGUGUUCAUCCCAGAAAUGACAGCAAAUCUGCAUCUAUAUGAUGAUAAAGAAAGGUUCACAUUUUUAUUUUGGAUCAAAUGGCCGCACAUAGUCAUAUCACGAUCUCUUGUUUCACGAUAGAUCACUUGCAUUGCAUCUCAACCUAGAAAAGUAAAACAUGUGGUCACAUCCAAAUUGACAAUUGUCUUGGAUGAAUUCUGCUGCUGCGGAGAGAUCUGACCCAUAAACAGCUGAUGUCAUUCUACAAUAACUGUUGUUUUAUCUUUUUACGUGCAGGUUACAGACAAAACGUUUCAAUAAGGGCCUCAAACUGGCCAACUAUAAAGUGAUGAGCUUCAUUCUUAUGCUAUCGUAGCAUUCCAACCUUGGAUAAUAUUGACAAUAAUACGGUUUAUAUUAACAGACCAUAAAUAUGUAGAAUUAGCUUGAACAUGGGAAAAUACUGACAAAAGCAAAUUACUGUUGUGAUGAUUGUCAACUGUGUACAUUGCAAAAGUGAUCUUCAUUUCUGUUGUGGUUAACAUCCGCUCGUUGUUAAUCGUGGCCACGUAAAAUUGUAUUAUUGUUGGCUCACCAAAACUACGUGUGAGGACAGCUUUGCAAAUACGAAGUAUACACCUGUAUAUGUAGACGGCACAGAUUAUGAAGAUGUUGAGAAUGGUUGAAAUGAUGCUGUUCUUCCUAAUCUGUGAUUUGUCAGAACAGAAUUCAGUCGCUGCAAUAAAUGCAUUUGGUCCUGAUUUAA